Nipponia nippon (crested ibis) is the source of this 1570-nucleotide messenger RNA. The record is from RefSeq and is a predicted model, not a curated record. Lineage: Eukaryota; Metazoa; Chordata; Aves; Pelecaniformes; Threskiornithidae.
AUGGUGGUGAUAGCAGCAGAAAUUGCUUUGGAGAAGGAAGACUUUGUGGUGUGUGUGUAUGCAGCAGUGAACACCGUUGUCUACUCCCUCAAGUUUGACAUCUACAGGAAGGUGCCAAAAGACCUUACACAGCCAACCUACACAGGGGCUAUUAUCUCUGUCUGCUGCUGUCUCUUCAUACUGUUUCUCUUCCUGUCGGAGCUCACCGGAUUCAUAGCCACUGAAAUAGUUAAUGAGCUCUACGUGGAUGACCCAGACAAAGACAGCGGAGGCAAAAUAGAAGUGAAUCUGAACAUCAGUUUGCCAAACCUGCAUUGUGAAUUAGUGGGACUAGACAUCCAAGAUGAAAUGGGAAGGCACGAAGUGGGUCACAUUGACAACUCGAUGAAGAUACCUCUCAAUAAUGGGGAUGGCUGCAGGUUUGAGGGCCAUUUCAGCAUCAACAAGGUCCCUGGUAACUUUCACGUGUCAACGCACAGUGCCACUGCGCAGCCUCAGAAUCCUGACAUGACUCACAUCAUCCACAAGCUCUCAUUUGGGGACAAGUUACAGGUCCAUAACGUUCACGGAGCAUUCAAUGCCUUGGAGGGAGCAGACAAACUCAGCUCAAAUCCUCUUGCAUCUCAUGAUUACAUACUGAAGAUAGUCCCGACGGUGUACGAAGACAUGAGCGGCAAGCAGCGAUACUCAUACCAAUACACUGUAGCAAAUAAGGAGUACGUAGCCUACAGUCACACUGGCCGCAUUAUCCCAGCUAUCUGGUUUCGUUACGACCUGAGUCCCAUCACAGUGAAAUACACAGAGAGGCGACAGCCUUUGUACAGGUUUAUCACGUCGAUAUGUGCCAUCAUCGGAGGAACUUUCACUGUAGCUGGGAUCCUCGACUCCUGCAUUUUCACAGCAUCAGAGGCCUGGAAGAAGAUCCAGCUGGGGAAAAUGCAGUAGCGGUGAAACUCUACCCGAGUCUCCAAGGACAGGAGCAAAGAUUGAGAAAUCUACCACUACCUGUUUUUGUCUUUAUUUUCUAUUUGAUUGAAUCAGUAAGUUUUUUCUCUAAUCAGGCUGUUCAGUGAAGACGUCUUCAACAAAUCAAAGAAAUCUCCAUGCAUUUCAGAGCUCUGAGCGUGACAAAUCAAUGGAAUUGGGGCGUGGAUUUCGACUCUCUCCCCCUAGAAAGAGAGGUUGAAAUGCCGUAAUGAAAUACGCCGUCAGAUCUCAGCGAGGAUGACAGUCUGUUCUCUGGGAGGUUCCUAUGGCAGUGUACAAACUAGGUAGUAGAUUGCAAAGAGUUGAGCUGUCUUGUGGCACUUUUUGGAAUUCUGUUGGAUUUGCAUGAUUAGACAAUCGACUUUUGUGUAAGGCAAAAUUAUACGUUAGGAAGGACUUCCACCCGGGGUGCCAAAAAGGUGAUGUAUCUGUUGGAGAGGAAUGGGAAGUGUUAGUCCCCGUAGCAAACGUUAGAGACAGAGGGCAGAAAUAACAUCAAGAAAUGUUUUGUGCUUUUAUUGAAAGCUCUUUCGUUCAGAUGUGACCUUUCUAAUGACAUGAGCGAAGAGAAGAGGAAGCCUUC